This is a messenger RNA of Musa acuminata AAA Group (dessert banana), 2498 nucleotides long. RefSeq names its product probable serine/threonine-protein kinase PBL21. The record is from RefSeq and is a predicted model, not a curated record. Gene Ontology annotation, biological process: protein phosphorylation. Gene Ontology annotation, molecular function: ATP binding; protein kinase activity. Lineage: Eukaryota; Viridiplantae; Streptophyta; Magnoliopsida; Zingiberales; Musaceae. The transcript has 8 exons. The coding region runs from base 1083 to 2195 and encodes 370 amino acids.
AGCCCACCUACUGUCUUAGUCUCGAGACCCCUACCGAACACCAUGCUGUUGUUGUCGUUGAUGCUGCGUGGAGCAAAUGCUGCGAGAUUUGGUGGCCGAUGUAGCCGUUACUUCGUCUUCCUUCUUCCUCCUCACCCUCCCCCUUUUGGCUUUUGCUGGUAGGAAGGACGUCAGUGUGCGGCUGUGACAACCGACGACCUGCCGCCUGCCAUUAGAAAACAUUCUUCCGUCUCCCACAUCGCCAUCUGUCCCCCUCUCGGCGCUCGCUUUGAGAUCGUUGUUUAUUGCGUAACCCCUCGCUGCAGGUCUUUAUUCGAUUUAAUGGUGGCGUAGCGGCCCUGCCUCUUCCUUCUGUACCGCACGCCAGGCAUUUGUUUGGGGAUGCCGAGGACGCUAGUGUUGGGUGCAUGGGAGCACAAGACUCCAAGCCCGUAGUGCCCGACAACCCCUUCCCGUCGCUUUACAACCCAUGAAACCAACGCCCUUUUCUCUUCCUCGCUUUCCCUGUGCGCGGCUAAUGAUCGCUCCUCCGGCUUCUCCUUUCUGCAAGCUGUCGCCUUUUGGCUUUCCCAGCGAGGGAAAAAAAGAGUCUUGAACGAAGAAGCAAGCGAGGAGGAGGAGGAGGAAGAAGAAGAAGAAAAGAAGACUGCGAUUCUGCGUCGGCGCCGCGUCGCUGUCUGUUGCCGUUGUCGGCAUCUGCGUGAUGAUUCGGAAGGUGGAAUUGGAAUAGAAGAAGCGGUACGGUGGGGGAUGCUUACAGCGCAACCAAGCGGGCGACUUCGUCAAGCGCCACCCACCUGAGGGAGCCAUCGGAGGGUGGGGAUUCGCCGAUGGCGGCUCGUGGGUCGACCAACAUCGAUCAAUCAAUGAAUCGGAUUGAGUUUGGGGUCUAAUAUGCAUUCCGAGAAGCUCUUUCUUCUCUGUGGUGACAACGAGCAGAUCGUUCGGCGGCGACGACUGGCGAAGGAAACCGAUCGAUUGUCAGCCGCAAACUUUGUUCUUGAUGACAUUAUAGGUUCAAUGCCAAGAGAAGCUGAUUCUGCUGCCAUCAUUUUACUGCCCUGAAGUGCAUCCCAUACUAAAUGUCAGGGGCUCUUGCGGCAGUUCUAGGAGGUGCUGCAGGAGCCGUGGCAUUGCUGGGAAUACUAAUCGGUUUGAUUCGCUACUUUAUGUUGCGCAAUAGGAGCAUCGCAAGAUCAUCAGACACCAAUUCAUCUGAACUGUCAGUACAAGAGGAACAAAACAUCGAGUUGGCUUUUCAAGGAGCACGAGUUUUUACUCUCAAGGAGUUGGAUGCAGCUACAAAAGAUUUUAGCAAUAUCAAUCUGAUCGGUUAUGGAAUGUUUGGGGAAGUAAACAAGGGAUUUCUUCAGGAUGGAACAAUAGUGGCUAUCAAAAGAAGGGUUUCGGCUCCAAGUCAGGAAUUUAUCGAGGAGGUAUGCUACUUAUCUUCGAUUCGCCAUAGGAAUCUUGUAAGACUUUUGGGUUACUGCCAGGAAAAUGAUCUGCAGAUGCUUGUCUAUGAGUAUGUAUCGAAUGGCAGUGUUUCCACUCACUUAUACGGUGGUAAUCAGGUUUCGAGCAGAAAGCUAGAAUUCAAACACAGACUUUCCAUAGCCCAUGGCGCUGCGAAAGGUAUGGUUCACCUGCAUUCUCUGAAUCCUCCUUUGGUGCACAUGAACUUCAAGACAACAAAUGUCCUUGUAGAUGAGGACUUCAUGCCGAAAGUUGCCGAUGCUGGGCUACGUAGGUUGUUGAAUCGGACAAAUGGUGCUAGUCCAUCUUCUAGAGUGACCACCGAUGAUCCUUUCCAUGAUCCGGAAGUGAAGGAGUCUGGAGGAUUCUCUUUGAAGAGUGAUGUAUAUAGUUUUGGGGUAUUUCUCAUGGAGUUAUUAUGUGGGAGAGAUGUCAGAUCUGAUCAACGACUCAUCGAAUGGGCACAGAACUAUGAGGACUCUAUCGAUAUUUUGACAGUCAUCGAUCCGAGAAUGGUCAGUAGUUUCACCUCAGAAGGCAUGAAAGAGUUCUUGAGGCUGAUAACAUGGUGCCUGAAUCCGUCAAGCGAGAGGAGACCUGCCAUGGAUUAUGUGGAGAUAGAACUUCAACGGAUACGCGAAAAGGAGUUACAGUUGACGACUGUCAUGGGCGAAGGGACGACGACCGUAACUCUCGGAAGUCAGCUGUUUAGGGCAUGAAUAAUAGUCGAUGUAUCAACCUUGUUUUCAUGAUUGUAUAUUAACUCUUUCACCUUGGUUUUGGGAACCAUCAGCUGCAAGUUAAGUGUAUAAAUGGAACAGCUGUGUCAUUCUUUCGAUUUUUUUUCUCCUCCUUCCCAAAAUGUUUGUAGAGUCAUGUCUCUUUGUUUUUAUGUUAGAUCUCAUUUAUAAUAUGAUUGGGUUUGGUGUGGGCUUAUCUGCAGUACAUAUGGAUUCAUAUAAAUUUGUGCCCUUGAAGGCAGCAAUUGCUUCUUCUGCUCUAUUUGGACAGAAGGAUUGUAA